UCCGUGGAGAAGAUCAUGGUGGAGCAGGCUGAAACCCAGCAGCCCACACAGGGCACCAUAGGGGGCCAGGCUGUUCCUCCACAGCCGAUGGAGUGGACUGUGGGGGAGCAGGCCGUUCAGCAACCCAUGGAGGACCCCAUGGGAGAGCAGGUUGUUCCUCCACAACCCAUGGAGAGGAUUGUGGAGGAGCAGGCUGUUCCUCUGCAGCCCAUGGAGAGGACUGUGGGGGGGCAUGCUGUUGCUCUGCAGCCCAUGGAGGACUGCAGCAGAGCAGAUCUCCAUACUGCAGCCUGUGAAAGAGCCCACAGUGGAGCAGGUAGCAUUGCUACUUCCUUCCAGUGGCCGCCAAUCCAUCAAGAUCACAUUUGCAACGACGAUGACGACAAGAGUGAAGACGGUCCCAGCCCCAAGCGGCAACGCCUUUCCCAUUCAGUCUUUGACUACACCACGGCGUCACCAGCCUCGUCACCGCCAAUGCGACCAUGGGAUAUGACAUCAAAUAGGCAGCCUCCUUUGGCUCGGCCCAACCAACACCACUUCUCAGGGGAACGAUGCAACACACCUGCACGAAACAGAAGGAGUCCUCCUGUUCGACGUCAGAGAACUAGGAGAGAUCGUCUGUCUCGACAUAAUUCCAUUAGCCUGGAUGAAAACUAUCACCAUCUCUCCUAUGGACAGCAGCAAGCAAUAGAAGAGCCCCGAGCUUUUCGCCCACCGAAUGUAUCUCCUCGUAUGUUAUGCCCAGCUGUUCACCCACCACAGCAGAAUGCAGUGAUGGUUGACAUUCAUGACCAGAUCCAUCAGGGUACAGUUCCUGUCUCAUACACAGUGACAACAAUGGCUCCACAUGGGAUACCACUUUGCACAGGCCAGCACAUCCCUGCCUGCAGCACACAGCAGGUCCCGGGGUGUUCAGUGGUUUUCAGUGGGCAGCACCUUCCAGUUUGCAGUGUGCCUCCUCCAAUGCUUCAAGCAUGCUCAGUUCAGCACCUACCAGUACCGUAUGCAGCAUUUCCACCCCUUAUUUCUAGUGACCCAUUCCUUUUGCACCCACCUCAUCUGUCUCCGCAUCACCCUCCUCACUUGCCUCCUCCAGGACAGUUUGUUCCUUUCCAAGCACAGCAGUCACGUUCGCCAUUCCAGAGGAUAGAAAAUGAAGUAGAACUACUUGGAGAACAUCUUCCUGUAGGAGGUUUUACGUAUCCUCCCUCAGCACAUCCACCACCGUUGCCUCCCUCAGCUCCUCUCCAGUUCUUAACUCAUGAUCCUCUACACCAAGAAAUGUCAUUUGGCGUUCCUUACCCACCGUUUAUGCCUCGAAGACUCACAGGACGCAGCAGAUACCGAUCACAGCAGCCAAUACCUCCACACCCGUACCAUCCUAGCCUACUACCUUAUGUGCUAUCAAUGUUCCCAGUUCCACCUGCAGUUGGACGAGCUUUCAGCAUUGAGCUGGAUGUAGAAGAUGGAGAGGUGGAAAACUAUGAGGCUUUGCUGAAUUUGGCAGAACGUCUGGGAGAAGCCAAACCACGAGGACUGACGAAGGCGGACAUUGAACAGCUCCCAUCCUAUAGGUUCAAUCCAAACAACCACCAGUCAGAACAGACACUGUGCGUGGUGUGCAUGUGUGAUUUUGAGUCAAGGCAGCUACUUAGAGUCUUACCCUGUAACCACGAGUUCCAUGCCAAGUGUGUCGAUAAGUGGCUUAAGGCAAAUCGUACCUGCCCAAUUUGCAGAGCUGAUGCUUCAGAAUUGCAUCGUGAUUAGAGUGACCAAUCUAAGAGCACAAAUCUGGUUUGGGUGUUCCUGGUCAUGUGUAUAUAUGAACUAUCUAUUGAACUUACCCAUGUGGCUUCCAGCCUUUUCCUUUACACAAAAGGGUCAGUGGACCUUACUUUGCACUGUGUGACUUAAUCAAUUAUAAAGCUUAUAACUAGUCUUCACAUCUACGGGAUUGUUAUACUAACAGUGUGAUUGGAACUCCAAAGAUUUUCUUCUUUAGCUUAAUUUUGUGUGUGCACUAACAUUCCCUGGUUUUUGUGUGAUCAUUCUGAGUGUUGCUGCGAGAUUACUGUGGACGUGAUCUUUUAGCAUGUGCUUUUAUAUAAAAGAAAAAA
Messenger RNA from Coturnix japonica (Japanese quail), 2117 nucleotides. The record is from RefSeq and is a predicted model, not a curated record. Lineage: Eukaryota; Metazoa; Chordata; Aves; Galliformes; Phasianidae.